UGUGUUAUUAAUUGCGAGUGGCGGUCAUUUUUCGUUGGCCACGUGUGAUAGUGCUCUCGGAUGAGAAGAAUCUAGGCGAGAAGAAGAAGAGGUGUGAUAGUGGAUGAGGCUAUCCAAUCCAUACCAAACAAAACAUGGCUGACGAUAAAAUUUCACCAGCAAAAAGAACAAAGACAAAUAGUGAUCAUGAGGAGAGAGAAGACGAGUUCAAUAAGGUGGAAAAAUCGCUGAGUCAAGUGGCGAUUACUGCGGUCAUUAGCACCCACAGCGCGGGAGGUGCUGGGCCCUCUUUUAUGGAAAACUCCAUGAAUAGCGAUGGGGCUAAAGAUAGCUAUUCCGAGAAUAGCUGCGAUGAUAACUCCGAUGAAGACUCUGAGCAGGACGGUGAUGACGAUAUGUCGAGGAAAAUAAAAAAAACGCUUUUAUUGGAUGGGCAAUUUUUUGUAGUUGACCGAGAAAAAUCCAGUUUAACAGGAGCAGUCUUGGCAUAUUGCAAUUCAUGUACUGUUCCGAAAUUGCUAUCAGGAUCGUUUCGAUCAACGUCAAACUUCUCUUCACAUCUUAAGAGAAAGCAUCAAGAGGAGCACGCGCGAUAUAAAGAAUAUGUACGUCUCAAACGUCAAGGUCGGGUAACUUCGAUCAUCGAUAGGAGACGUUGGUCGUGUCUUUUCGAUCAAAACAAGUUCGAGGAAAACGUCACCGAUUUCAUCUUGAAAUUCAUGUUACCAUUUAGAGUUGUGGAGGAUCCAGGUUUUAGAAAAAUUUUUGAUGAUUUCAAGAUCCAAAAAGGUGAUUCCCAAAUAAAACACCUGACGCGCUACACUCUAGGAAAGAGAGUCGAGGAAAAUUUAUCUAUAACGAUGAAUGAAAUCCGAGAUCAACUGAGACUCUUGAUUAAUGAAGGUGGCUUGGUUUGUACCACAGCUGACGUGUGGACAGGAGGAGCGCGCCGGUUUUUGGGAGUCACAGUCAGCUGGAUUGAACCUAAAACAUUGACAAGAAAGUCGGCAGCUAUUGCCUGCAGAAGAUUCCCCGGCACUCAUUCUUUCGACGCUAUAGCAAAUCUCCUCUCCAGUAUCCACACAUCGUUUGGAUUGACCUCAGAAUCCAUAAGAGCAACGGUUACAGAUAAUGCCAGUAAUUUCGAAAAGGCCUUCAGAAAACUGGGCAUCGAAGAGUUGGAUAAAGUUCUACCGGAAGAUGAAGUUCAAGGUGAAGUUCAAAGUAUCGAUACUGACGAUAUCAACGCUAUCGAAGAGUACUCGAAUCCAGAAGACGAAAUUGAUAUCGAAGAGGAAUUCAGCGAGGAGUGCCAAAAAAUACUACCUAGGCAUUGCAAAUGUGCUAGCCAUACCAUGAACUUGAUUGCGUCUACUGAUGUUCCAAAAGCAAUAGCUCGAAAUGAUCCAUUGAAACGAAAGCACAACUGUGUUUUGAAAAAGUGUUCAUUACUCUGGAAGUUGCUACGUUCUCCAAAAAAACGAGAAACUUUGAAAACUGAACUCGGAAUUGCAAUUCAACGGCCAGUCGUAACUCGCUGGAAUUCGAGCUACGACUGCUUCAAGCAAUUACUCGGCAUCAAGGCGAAGCUUAUUGAUAAAAAUAUGGAAGGCCUAACACAACCUUUCACGGCUGGAGAUUUCAACUACUUAGAAGAGUAUGUGCGAUGCUCAACUCCGCUUGCAAACGCUAUCGAUCUUUUGCAAGGAGACACGUGUUAUUAUGGAAUCUUAUUACCAACACUAGUAUCUAUGAGAUAUCAACUUAACGAGCUAUCGAAUAGCGAUGAUGUGACUUUCUGCAAACCGCUGAUCAAAGUCAUGAUUGAUGGUAUUAACAGGCGAUUUGAAAAAUUGUUCGACUUCACAGAGCUCAAUGUUGAUGCGGCAAUUGCUGCUAUCUCCCAUCCGCGAUUCAAAGGUCGUUGGCUAGCUCAAUUUAAUGAAGAUCAACAGAGACUGAUCCAUCGCCGGUUCGUAGAAGCUGUUUCUUUAGAAACGCUUACCGAGGCACGCAUUCCGCUCGAUGAAAAUCAAGAUGACGAGUUUCAAUUCGGGCCCUCUGCAGAAACUAUCGCCGAAUUUGAACCAUCUUUGUCUCAAGGAGAAGUGAAGGCAGAAGUGACCCGGUACUUAAAAAGCAAGGAGACCCAACUUGUUAUGUUAGAAAAGUUCCCGAAUAUUCGGAAAACUUUUCUAAAAUAUAACACCCCAUUGCCGUCUUCUGCUCCGGUGGAGAGACUAUUCAGUUACGCGACGAUGAUGAAUAUGCCGAAAUUCAACAGGAUUAGCGAAGAACAUUUUGAGCAAAGAAUCUUAGCUAAAGCUAAUCAUAAAAAAAAAUAUAUUUAAAUGGAUUCGUUUGUUACGAGAAUAUUCCUGGCUACCUAUGUAUUAAUAUAGUAAUGUGUAGAAAAUAAAUAUGAAGAUUCAAUGGGAAUAAUUUGCAUUAAAUCAAUAAAUUCAAUAGAAUUCA
This is a messenger RNA of Venturia canescens, 2475 nucleotides long. RefSeq lists its product as uncharacterized. The transcript is spliced from 7 exons. The record is from RefSeq and is a predicted model, not a curated record. NCBI's taxonomy places the organism in Eukaryota, Metazoa, Arthropoda, Insecta, Hymenoptera, Ichneumonidae. The coding region runs from base 135 to 2351 and encodes 738 amino acids.